This is a messenger RNA of Lolium perenne, 501 nucleotides long. RefSeq lists its product as uncharacterized. NCBI's taxonomy places the organism in Eukaryota, Viridiplantae, Streptophyta, Magnoliopsida, Poales, Poaceae. The record is from RefSeq and is a predicted model, not a curated record.
GAAGAAGCAUCAGCUCCGAUUGGCUCACAGUCUCACACUUUCGCUACUCCAAGUCCACUAGGCAGCACCGCACCGGGAAGGACAAGAGAUGGCCGGCGCAACCAAGGCGUCUUGGAUGGUGGCGAUGAGCGUCGGCGCCGUUGAGGCGCUCAAGGACCAGGCCGGACUCUGCCGCUGGAACUACGCGCUCAGGUCCAUCCACCGGGCCGCCAAGACCAAGGCCAGCGUCCGCGCCACCGUCUCGCAGGGCAAGAAGCAGCUUCCUGCCUCCGCGGCGGCGGUGGUGGAGAAACGGCGAGCGGAGAAGGCCGAGGAGGGGUUGAGGACCGUCAUGUACCUCAGCUGCUGGGGUCCCAAUUAGUAGCUGCAACGGUUUGCUAGCCAGGCCUGUGUUUGUGUUUGCUGCAACAAUCAUGGCAUCAAACUCAGCUGGUUGCUCCCCCAUUGUAAUAUACCACCAUGAUGAUGAUGAUGAAAACUUUGGCCACGCAGUUUCUCUUA